Cordyceps fumosorosea ARSEF 2679 is the source of this 870-nucleotide messenger RNA. RefSeq lists its product as hypothetical. The record is from RefSeq and is a predicted model, not a curated record. Lineage: Eukaryota; Fungi; Ascomycota; Sordariomycetes; Hypocreales; Cordycipitaceae. The coding region runs from base 1 to 870 and encodes 289 amino acids. The transcript is spliced from 4 exons.
AUGCCGCAGACACCAUUGAGCAAGCGGCAACGUUCUGUCGACGACCUAACCCCAACACAGAGAGUCAGCGGUGUCGGCGUUUCCGAGCUCAAUCUCGGCGAUUCCUCCGAGCGCGGCUCGACGGCCAGCUCGACCGGGGGGCGCCCGACGAGGCGAGCCUUGAGCCCUAAGAAGCGCGAGGUUGCCCUGCGGCAGGCCAGGCAGUUCCCCGUCCGACGCCAGCACAUUUCAGCCAUGAGCGACCCCAGCAGCUUGAUGCGGGAGCUCGCCAGGACAGGGCAGCCGCGCGACGCUUGGUUCCUGGACAGCCCGACAACGUCUGAGGGCGCCACCGAGAAGGAUGACGUCUACAUGUAUCGACGCGUUCGGCACAUUCGAGACAACACUCUCAAGGCGCGGCGGCGGAUGGCCCACGAAGCGGAACGCGGAAUGGAACGAAGCUGUCCAUUGGCCUCUGUUAGAACUAGCCCUCGACGGGAACAGAUCUCAUCUGCCGGCGUCGUCUGCCGGAACGUCACGCAAUGCGCCGUCUAUCCCGAGUUGCGCGAACCGGAUCCCCGAAUCACGGACACCAAGUCCGACUACGCGCUGUGCCUGGACCCGGAGCAGGGCUCGCGCCUCGCAGGGCUGCUCCGCGCGUACAGGCAGCUGGGCGAGGAGAACAGGACCUCGCACAUACAGUUCAGCGACGAGGCGAACACGCCGCCGGCCGUGGGCGUCGAGACCAAAAGCGGCGGCGACGGGGGGACUCGUCGACGCAGAGCGGCGCGCAGGGCGCCUCGUUCGUUCGUGCUCAGCAUCGCCACCUGGCGCGCCUGCCGAGCGCCGCGGCUCGACCUCUGCCGCGACUUCCCAUUGUCCAGGUGCUAG